Molecule: messenger RNA, 1236 nt
Organism: Lycium barbarum (goji berry)
Lineage: Eukaryota; Viridiplantae; Streptophyta; Magnoliopsida; Solanales; Solanaceae
Exons: 3
Coding region: 136-861 (241 amino acids)
Source: RefSeq, a predicted model, not a curated record
GUUUGCGUAACUGCCACGCUAAAAAAAGCUAUAAAUAUCAACCGCCUUUUGAGCUCACUCAAGAACCAUUGCACUAAUUCCAAAUUCGUUACUGAGUCCAACAGUCGUUGUCCAAUUGUGCUUUUACUAUAAGCCAUGUCCAGUUCAAGAGGAGGAAGCCACAAAAAAGGAUCAAAAUCAUCAACUCAUAAUCAUUCUCGUCGUCACUCCGAUCAUCAAAAUUCAGGUAAAAAUCAAGAACCCAUUUCAGAGUUUAGUCCAAAAGAUCAAAAACCUCAUCAAGAUUCAAUUUUUAAUCCACAAGGGUCAAAAAAUCAAGAACCCAAUUCAGAGUUUAGUCCAAAAGAUCAAAAACCUCAUAUAUUUAACUCAGAAGGGUCACAUAAAAAUGAAGACUUUUCGCCUGUAAUAGUAUCAACUGUAGAAGAUGAAGAACCCAUUAUUCAAAAAGACCAAAAGCCCCCUCAUCGAAAUCGUAGGAAUUCAAAAAGGGUAUCCAAGAAUCGACGUGCUUAUAAUGGUAACUUGGAGAAGAAACCAGAAGUGUGUGUUUUGAAUUCUUGUGUGGAAGAAAAGUUAAGUGGUGAUAGUAGUGUAGAGAAAGUUGUUGAGGGGUCUGUUAUAUCAAAAGAGAAAGUUGAGGGGUCUGGUUUGCAUGAUGAUGAUGUUUGGACAAAGCUGGAAGAACUGCAAUUGGGUGCUGAAGAACCCGAGUUAUCGCCCGAACAGCUUAGAAUCAAUGAUCAAGCACAGGAGGAUGAGAUAUAUUUCCCUUCCACACGGGACUCCCUGAUCACAAUGGCCCACUUUCGUCCCGGAGCACAACUAGAGUGUAGUUUACGGAUUUGGCUGAACUCGUGAUGGAUAAGGGUGGAUGUGGCUAUUUUAAAUGGAUUGAUCCAUCUCCAGAGGUUGAGCUUUUAAAGGAGAAGCUUAAAGAGGUUGAAGAAGAGAGAGAUACAUUGAAAUAUAAAAUGAAGGAACUUGGAGGCAAGUAUGAUUCAUUGAAACAAAAAUUGAAGGAAAUUAAGGAAGAGAGGGACUGUGCAAAAACCAAAUUCAACAGACUUGUCGUUGUUGUUCUAUGUUUUUUACUUGCAAAAAUUAUCGUUGGGUAGUCUAAUUGUUUCCUAGUUAUUGUUUGUAAUGUUCCUACAAAGAUUUUCUUCUAUGUUUGUAGUAAUGUUUUGGUUAUUAGAUUUUGUAAAUUACUUGGCUUGUGUUUGGCGUUGUGAA